CACAGUAGAAGAAAGAAAAAAAUAAUAAUAAUAAGGGAGAGAGAGAAGAAGAAGAUAACGACGAGGAGAAGAAGAAGAAGGGCCCCAAUAUAGUCGUCUCCGCCCCUGAUUCUUUUUCAACUUGAUAUUUCAUUCAACUCGUAUUUAAAAAGAUGGAGCACCUGCAUUUGGCUUUCCUCUAAUCUGGACCAGUUGAUCGAACAAUCAUGGCUGAUCCAGACUCCUCAGAUACGUCUGAUCUCAAACCCAUUAGCAGCAGCGCCCCACUCUUUAGCAUCCCUCGCUUUUUUGUGGCUAAAGACUCUGAUGCAGCAGGGAGGAGCCCUACUUCUCCUCUUGAUUUUUCACUCUUUGGUGGCCUCUUUAGCCCCAGGUCUCCUCCAGCUGCUGCUGCUGCUGCUCCCCUCUCAUCUCCCAGGUUUCGUAACAGAUGGGCUUUUGACAAAGUCGGCCUCUCUCUUCUAAGCUCCAGCGUUGGAGAAGAAGAAGAAAGGGGGCAUGAGGAGGGUUUAUUCAACAACAUCGUGCUUGCCCCUCAAAUCAAGCCCAGGCUGUUUGGUUCUUGUGUUAAAUCCAACUCGUUGCCUAAAAACUAUGCCGCCCCUUCCAUGUCUUCUGACGCUGCGGAGGAUCCUCUUCCGUGUGAUUCAAUCACUGGUGUUGUGGAGGAACAUGACUCUCCAAGGAGGUCGAGCUCAUCUCCUGUGGAUAUAAUCUCCAGCCAGGCUUAUUCUCGCUCGCUCUCUGCACGUGAGAUGGCACUCUCCGAGGACUAUACCUGUAUCAUUUCUCAUGGGCCAAACCCGAAAACAACUCAUAUAUUUGGUGACUGCAUCCUGGAUUGUGACCCCAAAGAGUUGGGAAGCAAGGAUGAAACUGAGAAACCAGAAGGGGAUGAUGAUGAUUCUUUCACCGACAACCACAUUCAUAUGCACGGCAGGGAGGCAUCGCCAGCAGCAGGGGCAGCAGGGAAGGAAAGUGACAAGGGAGGUGUUGAAGAUAGUUUGGAGAUAUCGCCUGGAUCAAGUUACAACGAGGAUCUGUUUCCUAUGGCCUCUUAACCCAGGCAAAGUUGUUCUCAUUUUCUUGAGGCUUUUUUGGGAGAGAUCAUGUGUGAGUUUAUUAUUAGUGUUGUAAGGUUUUCGUUUUUUUUUGGUGAGAUUUUUGCAGGCGUGCUCUGAAUAAAAGCUUGUUGUUGAUCCAAGGGGGGUUGAGUUUUGGUGUGGCCUGAUGCCCCCGGCUCAUCCUUUCUUUUGUUUGUACUACCAUUGUAUUUGUGACUUUAUUAUCAUAUUUGAAGGGGAACCAUUUGUAUUCUU
This is a messenger RNA of Raphanus sativus (radish), 1319 nucleotides long. RefSeq names its product FCS-Like Zinc finger 10. Bases 207 to 1061 code for a protein of 284 amino acids. The record is from RefSeq and is a predicted model, not a curated record. NCBI's taxonomy places the organism in Eukaryota, Viridiplantae, Streptophyta, Magnoliopsida, Brassicales, Brassicaceae. The transcript has 3 exons.